This is a messenger RNA of Vanderwaltozyma polyspora DSM 70294, 1440 nucleotides long. RefSeq names its product Ran guanyl-nucleotide exchange factor (gene SRM1). The record is from RefSeq and is a predicted model, not a curated record. Gene Ontology annotation, molecular function: guanyl-nucleotide exchange factor activity. The transcript has a single exon. Gene Ontology annotation, cellular component: cytoplasm. Bases 1 to 1440 code for a protein of 479 amino acids. NCBI's taxonomy places the organism in Eukaryota, Fungi, Ascomycota, Saccharomycetes, Saccharomycetales, Saccharomycetaceae.
AUGGUUAGAAGACCUUCAGUUACUGAGGAUAAAGCUCCAAAGGAGCGUAAAAUAUCAAAGACCCAUGCUGCUCAUAUAAUUAAUACCCAAGAUGAUUAUAAACAUAGAUACAUUUCUGUACAACCUCUAGACAUUUUCUGCUGGGGUAGUGGUCCAAUGUGUGAAUUGGGUUUAGGUCCAUUAGCCAAGAAUAAAGAAGUUAAGAGACCAAGAUUGAAUCCAUUUUUGUCAAAGGAUGAAGUUAAGAUUGUUUCCUUUGCUGUAGGUGGUAUGCAUACCAUAGCAUUGGAUUCUGAUAUGAAUGUUUGGUCUUGGGGUUGUAACGAUGUUGGUGCCCUUGGUAGAGAUACUUCUGGUGCUUCUGAAAAAUUAAAAGAUAUGGAUGCUGAUGAUUCUAGUGAUGACGAUGAUGGUGAUUUGAACGAACUAGAAUCUACCCCUCACAAGAUUCCAAGAGAAAAUUUCCCACCUUUGGCUGAUGGCCACAAGGUUGUUCAAUUAGCUGCAACUGACAAUAUGAGUUGUAUUCUAUUUAGCAAUGGUGACGUUUACGCUUGGGGUACUUUCCGUUGUAAUGAAGGUAUUUUAGGUUUUUACCAAGAAGAAAUAAAGAUUCAAAACACUCCUUGGAAAGUUCCAAAUUUCAGCAAGUAUCAAAUUGUUCAAUUAGCUCCAGGUAAGGAUCAUAUGCUAUUCUUAGAUGAAGAAGGUGUUGUAUUUGCUUGGGGUAAUGGUCAACAACAUCAAUUGGGUAGAAAAGUAAUGGAAAGAUUCCGUUUGAAAACUUUAGAUCCAAGACCAUUCGGUUUGAAACAGGUUAAAUACAUUGCAUCCGGUGAAAACCAUUGUUUUGCCAUUAAGAAAGAUGGUAAGGUUGUAAGUUGGGGUUUAAACCAGUUCGGUCAAUGUGGUAUAUCUGAAGAUAUCGAAGAUGGAGCCCUAGUCGAAUCUCCAAAGAAGGUUUUAUUGCCAGAAGAUUUCAAGGUUAAAUCAAUUGCUGCUGGUGAACACCACUCUUUGGUUUUAUCUGAAGAAGGUGAUUUAUACACAUUUGGUAGAUUAGAUAUGUUUGAAGUUGGUAUUUCCAAAGAUAAAUUACCUGAAUCUGCUUACAAAGAUGAGCACGGUAAAGCUCGUUCAAUUCCAAUUCCAACUAAAUUAGAAGAUGUACCAAAAUUCAAGACUGUUGCCGCCGGUUCUCAUCACUCUAUCGCUGUUGCUAAGAAUGGUAUUGCUUAUUCCUGGGGCUUUGGUGAAACAUACGCAGUUGGUUUGGGUCCUUCAGGUGAUGAUAUUGAAAUUCCAACCAGAAUUAAGAAUACUGCAACUCAAGAACAUAAUAUAAUUAUGGCUGAUUGUGGUGGUCAAUUUUCUGUAUCUGGUGGUGUCAAGUUAUCCGAGGAGGAAGCUGAAAAAAGAGCUGAUGAAAUGGAUGAUUAA